Molecule: messenger RNA, 3533 nt
Organism: Pogoniulus pusillus (Red-fronted tinkerbird)
Lineage: Eukaryota; Metazoa; Chordata; Aves; Piciformes; Lybiidae
Gene: SAXO6
Product: Mdm1 nuclear protein
Exons: 15
Coding region: 16-2361 (781 amino acids)
Biological process (GO): retina development in camera-type eye; negative regulation of centriole replication
Molecular function (GO): microtubule binding
Source: RefSeq, a predicted model, not a curated record
AUUCCUUUCAAUUUAAUGCAGACAGAGAGGGCAGGAAAAGACAUCAGUAAUGGGGAGACGGUGAAGGAAGCGAGCCCCGAGGGAGUACCCGAACAAGAAGGUGGAUUAGAGUCUCCUGGCGGCGCGCUGAGGUCGGGUGAGGCGGCCAGGAACGGCCGGCGGCUGCCAUGGCAUCGCACGGGCUGCGGAAAGGGACUGAGCGAAUAUAAGAGAAACUUCCGAUGGAAAACCCCAGAGCUUUGUAGCUCAUCCCAACAGCAGAGAUCCUUGUGGGCAGGACUUCGGUCGGAUCAGUUUGGAAUCACAAGAGAACCAAACUUCAUUUCCAAGAGAAGGGUACCUUACCACAAUCCACAGAUUUCAAAGUCCUUUGAAUGGACAGAAGAUGGUGAUUUGAAUGACCCUCUGGAAACUGACGCUGCUAGGAGUGCAGAGUUGCACACAGACCACAACAACAAUGAUGUGAAUCAGGAAACAACUGAACUGCUGGAAGGACCCAGGCUCCCCAAGAAAGUUUGGUCACAUUCAGUAGAUUCUACAGGACAAACAGCUCUUGCCCCUGCAGAAAGUGACAUGAAGAGAUCACCUCCUGCAGCCUCACCAAAUCAAAAUGAAGCUUUUUCAUCUCCAGAAAAGGAAUUGGGAAAGAUGAGUAAUGGGCUUCAUAGAGUCCUUCAGAGAAAAGCAGACAUGAAUAUUCCACACUUAAGUGCUUUCCCCAGAAAUUCUGAAUAUCAAAGCCAAUUUGUUUGGAGGAGUCCUCAUGAAAAAUCACCAAUCCUUGCAGCUGAACAGGCUAUUAGCAACAGGAGUAAAUCCAUACCUCCACUUAAAAGUCCUGCAAUUACUUCAGAAACUGGAUGUGAGAGAAAUGGCAAGGGGUCUCCUCCUGUUAAGGAUCCAGAAGUGGGAGCUGGUCUGGAAGGGAAGGAAUUUCUGAGUGAGAAGGAAGAACCAUUUCAAAAGCCAGCAGAGGAUGCAGCAAAACAAGGGAAAUCAGGACAGAAACAUCCUAACCAAAAACAUAAGCAACGAAGCAGGCCAAAGCCCCUCUCCUUACGUAGGAGUCAUGGGAAGAUAAACACUGAAUAUAGGUCAAAAUUUUUGUCUCCAGCUCAGUAUUUGUACAAAGAUGGAGCUUGGUCUCGUAUCAGGAGCAACCAGGCAUCUCAAACCACCCUAAAUUCCAUGUGGUAUAUGGAGGUGAAAGAGCUUCGAGAAAGAGCAAAGGCUUACAGGCAACGAGUAGAGGGAACACACUUCUCCCGCUAUCACCUCAAUCAGAUCCUGUCUGAUAACAACAGUCUCUGGGAUGUGUCUUCAAAUUCCAGUUCAGAAGAAGGCAUCAGCAGCAACAUCAGAGCACUAGAUCUUGCUGGAGUUUCUGAAAAAGAGACUGCACCCAGCCCCAGAGUGCUGCAGCAUCCUGACCCCAGAGAACAGCCACAGCAGGACAGCAGUGACAGAAAGGAGUUGCCAGAUGCUUUAAGUGCUCCAGUCAAAAGGCGUUUAGCCUGGGGUGAGCAAGAAGGCACUGAAGAAAGAGAGAAUCCAAAGUCAACAGAAGAGGAAGAGCACCAAGAUGAGCAGGCUGUAGUCCUGGCUCAGCAGUUAGAAGAAAACAAUGAGGAUGCCAAUGAAGAUCAGAAAGUUGAAGGUGAGAAUGCCUUAGGACUGAACUCCUCUGCAGCUGUGUCAGAUUCUUCUUCUGUAUCCUCGAGGGCAGGCGGACGGCUUCCGACUCCUCAGCUGAGAGCUCGUGGUGGAGCUCAGAGAACUCAUCAUGACCUUACCACCCCAGCUGUUGGAGGUGCAGUUUUAGUGUCUCCUCCUAAGCUGAAGUCUUCUCAACGGAGAGCACAAGCUUUAGCAACACAUCCUUCUCCAGCUAAGAAAGGUGCAAGAGAAGCUUCAAAAAGAAAGUCCUUCCAGAAGGACACAAAAGUGGAAGCUGUUUCACUUCUUACUUCUCCACCUGCUGGGCUAAGGACUCUGGAUCCUUUGCCACUUAGGCAGGAUCGAUGGCCUGCUACCAGUGUUUCUAAGGAGCAAGUUGCUUCAGCCCAUCGAGAGCAUUCUGCUGUACCUCCUAUGCUGAAGUCAGCCAAAAACUUCUCUAUGCCUUUCUGGAGUCCCUCUCCUCGAAUUCAAGGGACUCUCAAGGAUCCAGAAUUCCAGCAUAAUGGGAAUCUUGGCAAUCCAAAACCAAGACCUUUCCAGUUACCCCUUCAGGAGAGGAACUAUAGUGAUGAAGACGAGAGGCUGUCGCAGCUCUCUGCUCGCUCAGCAGCAUCUAGCUCGCUCGCAUCGCAGAUACUGGAACGAGCUCAGAAGAGGAAGGAUUUCUGGGGCAAGACAUAAUCUCUCCCACCCAGCUGGAUGGAUUUGGAGGUUUAUAGGUUGUAGCAGUGUACAUUUGAAACAAGUAUGAUUGGAGAUAUCUUCACUUCCCACUAAUCAGGCCACACUUUUAGGACUUGCCAUCUCAAUUUGAAUUUUCGGUGGUGAUAUCCUUUAGAUCUGAGAGUUAUGUCUUAAUUUAUUAGGUCACAGCAUUCAUUGGGGGGGGUUGUGUUUGAGUUUUUUGUGUGUUGUUUUUUAAUUUCCAGUGGCAGCUCUUGCAACUGAGGUGAUUGGCUUUUUUCAUGCCACCAGCCUGUUGCUUUUCAAGGUACCCUGUUGUGGUCAUGCAGUAUGACCUAGGACAGUAUUCGAAGGGCAACGCCAUCAUUUUCCAAGCAGCUCAGUUGCUUGACUUUAACCUGCCCUCUUGAAAGGCAGCUGUGGGGUAUUUGUGUAUGUUACUGUAUGAAUUGGCAGCACAAGGCAGUGCUGUAACCAAAACUUCCUUCUUUUAACUUGUUACUAAAGAAAAACAAGUGCAUUAUUUCUUGAGAGAGCUAAUCUGAAACAUGCAAGAGCUGAAGAAGAGGACACUAAGUGUUAGAGUUUAUUCACUGUCCACAGGUUUCUAGCUAAGAUGAGUGUUAGAGGUCAACGAGUGCAGCACUGCAUCCUGUCAGAUGUACUGAUAGGAACAUUUGGCCUUCUGUGGGCAAUAUCCUUGCUUGAUGUUAAUUUUGACUUCUCUAGACAAUGCAACCUCAGCCACCUUAAAGAGUGGCAUUCCCCAUCUCCACUUCAAACUCAGGUAUUUAGAAGUAGUUAAUCCCUUACACUCAGAAGGGUGUUUUUUCUUCACUUGGACGUUUUAAUUACCUCUCCACCUAGCUGCCUGUUUCUGGGAGGCUGGCAGACUGUUUAUUGUGACAGUGAAAAACGUUUGUGAUCUAUGCUGACAGCUCAGCUGAUCUUCGUAAGCAAUGCAAACAGUUUGAACGUGAAGCAGAGGGAGCAGGCAGGUGGCUGGCAGGCAGCUGGGGUCUUCUUGUAGGGCUUUAAGUCUUAACACUACUUAAUUUGGGAAUUUUCUACAAGAGCAAUGUGAAUUUUGUACCCAUUGUGAUUUUGUACACAAUCAUGCAUGCAUAUUGCUGAAAAUAAAAGCUGCUGUUUGGUUUGUUUCUACUCAA